AUGAAGAACUUGUACUGCCCGUCUUUAAUCCAGUGGUUUAUAUGCUUUCUGCUACUAUUACUAUGGAACGAGUUUACGUACACAAAUGAGAAUACUUUGGGUGAAUUAUGGAAUAGCAAGAUCAGCAGGAAAAAUGGAUCGUUUGUACACUAUUUCAGAUUAUUAGUGGAAGAGGACAACACAGAUAUGUGUAAUAGUUAUUCAACAUUACUGGACAGUGUCUUGCACAUAAUGAGUGACGAAAAAGGUAAUGUUGGAAAGGCAGUAAAAAUAUCAUUAGACAAUGACGACCCCAUGGACGAUUUCAAUAAUGUUGAGACUGAUGAGAAAUUCCCAACACAAGUUUCUUCCUACACAAAAGGUGCCAAGCAUAAACACAAUUCAGACGCCUCAAAUAAAGAUGCAAAAUAUGCAUCAAAUGUAUACAAUAGUAAAAGGAAGAAUGACAGCUAUUUAGAUGAUUAUUACGAUGAAUACGAAAAAUAUGAAAAAGAAAAGUAUAACCACAAAUAUUAUGACGGCCGUAAACAGCGUCAUGAUGAGAGGGGCAAUUAUAAAUAUCGUCCCCAUCAUCGAUACCAUGAGGAUCGUGAUGAUCACAGAUAUCCACAGGAGCGUGACAUGUACACAUAUCAGGAUGACUAUGACAACUGGAAGUAUGGGGAUGAUUGUGACAAUUAUAAAUAUCUGGAGGAUGCUAGAUAUGCUAAGGACCGCGACGAAUAUAAGUAUAGGGAUGAUGCUAGAUAUGCUAAGGACCGCGACGAAUAUAAGUAUAGGGAUGAUGCUAGAUGUGCCAAGGACCGUGACCAUCGUAGAUAUGCACAGCAGCGUGACGAUCGUAGAUAUGCACACGAUCAACGUGGUCACAAGAAUAAGAAAUAUCGUGAUGAAUAUAAUAAAUAUGAUGAGUAUUACAAAUAUGAUGGUAAAGAUUAUAGGGAUUAUCAAGAUGACAGCUACAGAAAACCUUCAAACUAUAAACAACCUGCAUUCGAUAAUGAAGCAAAUAAGUUACCACGCAAAUAUCCUGCCCAGGAUUCUCCACCCAAACCGUUGAAUGCUACAUGUGCAAACGUUAAUAAAGCUGGAAACACACAUGAUCCAAUGAACCUAGGGGACAAUGCAAAAAAAUUACACACUACAAUAAAGAACAAUUCUGAUAAUUCCAAAGGAUACUAUUCAAAACGAUAUUAUGGCGAUCGUGGUUAUGAUGAUAAUUAUUAUACUCGCCAGAAUGAUGGUGGACGAUAUGGUCCAUCAAAUUAUGAUGACCCCUAUAAUAAAGCCCCCCGAUGCCCCCAAUACGGUUUACAACCCGCACAACCACUCAAUUCGGUCCACAACGAGGACAGCCGGUACAACCAGUGCAAUCCUAUGUUGGCCGACCACAUGUACAAGCCGUACAACCUCCAUUCGGUCCACAACCUGCAAAACCUGUACAAUCCCAUGUUGGCCUACCACCUGCACAACCUGUACAAUCCCAUGUUGGCCUACCACCUGCACAACCUGUACAAUCCCAUGUUGGCCUACCACCUGCACAACCUGUACAAUCCCAUCAACAGUGGAGAAAAACCUGGACUCAUGACCAGAAUUCUUGAUACAAUAACCAUCACCUCCCCAAUUAUCGUAAUGAUUGUCAUUUUCAUAAUCCUUGCUGUUCAUUCACAAACGGUAGGUAUGAGCAUACUGGCCGCACUGAUUGUUACAACAUCUGCAUAUUUUUACCAUAAGUACAGGAAAUGCAAACGUAUGUUCAAACAUUACGGUAAAACCAACGAUCCCAAAAAAUUUUUAGAAUCUGCAACGCCCCCACAAAUUACCCUUCAACCUGAACCUCCAAAAAAUAACGUAGUUAAUUACACACAUUAA
This is a messenger RNA of Plasmodium fragile, 1872 nucleotides long. RefSeq lists its product as uncharacterized. The coding region runs from base 1 to 1872 and encodes 623 amino acids. The transcript is spliced from 4 exons. Lineage: Eukaryota; Apicomplexa; Aconoidasida; Haemosporida; Plasmodiidae. The record is from RefSeq and is a predicted model, not a curated record.